AUGUAUAUAGAGUCCAUGAUGAAGAAGGCGUUGAACUCGAACUGGACUCGAGACCUGUUGAUGAACAUCGCCCGACAAGGUCCGAUCCCCCAACACAUCGCAUUCAUGAUGGACGGGAAUCGACAAUUCGCGCGAGCGCACGGUAUGUCAAUUGAGCAAGGGCAUAAACUCGGGGGGGCAGCAAUGAAAAAGGCAAUCACGCUAUAUGCGUUCAGCAUCGAAAACUUCAAGCAACCAAAGGACCAAGUCGAGACCAUCCUGGCUCUACUCCGAGAGCAAAUGGUCAUGUAUUCUGCUCCCGGCGGAUUGGCGGAGCAGUUCGAUUUUUCGAUUCGGGUCUUGCGCCGCUUAGAGAUGUUGGACGAACAGACUCAGGACACAAUCGAGAAGGCGGUUGAAGCGACGCGGAAAGGGAAAUCGAUUUUGAACUUAUGUAUGGCGUACACGUCCCGUGACGAGAUGACAAGAGCCAUGCGACGAUGCGUGGAGGAGUAUCCUCAGAGAGCCGUCACGGCACAUUCGCUAUCGGACAAGAUGGAUUCGGCGGACAAUCCGCCUGUGGACCUCGUGGUCCGAUCGUCGGGGGUGUAUCGACUGAGUGACUUUCUGCUCUGGCAGUGCCACGAGGAUACUCGGAUUCAGAUCGUGGAUGCGACGUGGCCGGAGUUUGGGGCCUGGGAGCAGUUUAUGGUGUUGCUGAGAUGGCAGAGAAUGAAAAGAAUGGAAAUGUCCACCAGAAGGAGCAGCGAUUUAGCUAUAGCUGGCUCGCAGGUCAUGGCCAGCUCCUCUGUUUCAUUCUCGCCAGUUGCUUGUGCCUUGCCGCUUCUCUUUUCGUUUCUGAGUGCCCUGUCUUGCUAUUGUUUCCUGCUGACUGUAUGA
Messenger RNA from Aspergillus pseudoviridinutans, 879 nucleotides. Its product is annotated as undecaprenyl diphosphate synthase family protein. The record is from RefSeq and is a predicted model, not a curated record. Gene Ontology annotation, molecular function: ditrans,polycis-polyprenyl diphosphate synthase [(2E,6E)-farnesyl diphosphate specific] activity. Lineage: Eukaryota; Fungi; Ascomycota; Eurotiomycetes; Eurotiales; Aspergillaceae. Bases 1 to 879 code for a protein of 292 amino acids. Gene Ontology annotation, cellular component: lipid droplet; endoplasmic reticulum; dehydrodolichyl diphosphate synthase complex. The transcript has 2 exons.